AUGGACGUAGAAGACGUCCUAUCUCAAUUGACGCUCGCAGAGAAAUGCAGUCUCCUUUCAGGCGGCUCAUUCUGGCGCACGCUUGCCAUCCCCCGCCUAUCGAUCCCCUCCCUCUGCAUCACCGACGGCGCUGACGCCGUCCGCGGCAGCCGCUUCUUCAACUCAACACCGAGUGUAUGUCUUCCCUGCGGCUCCGCCCUCGCCUCAACCUGGAACCCAGAGCUGCUCCAACGCCUCGGCACACUAAUGGGCGAAGAGUGCUGCGCAAAGAAAGCCCACGUCCUGCUCGCUCCGACGAUCAACAUCCCGCGCAGCCCCCUCGCUGGCCGUAUCCACGAGUACUACGACGAAGAUCCAUAUCUUGCUGGUAUGUUGGCGGGCAUGUUUAUCCGCGGGGUUGAGGGGACGGGCAUAACGGCGACGGUGAAGCAUUUUGUUUGUAAUGAUCAGGAGCAGGGGAUUUUUGCCAUGGAUUGCGUGGUUAGUCAGAGGGCGUUGAGGGAGAUUUAUUUGAGGCCGUUUGAGUUAGCGAUGAAGGUGGGGAGGCCGGGGGCGCUGAUGACGGCGUAUAACAAGGUCAAUGGGGUGCAUGUUACGGACAGUGUGGAGUUGUUGAAGGGGGUGUUGCGAGGGGAGUGGGGGUACCAGGGGCUUGUUAUGAGUGAUUGGUUUGGCAUGUACGGCGUACAGGGAGCAGUCGAAGCAGGCGUUGACCUAGAGAUGCCCGGCCCAGGUGAAUGGAGAGGCAAGCGGCUUGCCCAUGCCGUCGCAGCGAAAAGAGUCGACAAAGAAUGCGUAGACGACCGAGCAAGAGCGGUACUAAAUCUGGUCAAGAAAGCGUCAGCGUCGAAGAUCAAGGGCACCGAAGAAGAAACACUGGACAGGUCCGAAGAUAGAGCCCUCUUACGCGAGGCAGCAGCCGAGUCCAUCGUCCUCAUGAAGAACGACGAGAACAUCUUACCCUUCGACAUCAACAAGCCAAUCGCCAUCAUCGGGCCCAACGGAAAGGUAGCCGCCUACCGAGGAGGCCGAGUAGCCCAUCUACGUCCCUACAACACCGUCACGCCCUUUGACGCAAUCACAGAACGCUCCCAAGCCGCCGUCCACUUCUCACAAGGCAUCUACAACCACUACGAACUACCCCUCCUCGGCGCACAAAUGCGAACAAAGAGCGGGAAAGUGGGCUACGACAUGACCAUCUACUCCGCCCCACCAGACGCAACAACACCCCCGCGCCGCCUCCUCGACCACUACGAGCUCCUCAACUCGUGCGGUUUCUUCUUCAACUAUCACGACAAGAACCUACGCGAGUACUCCAUCGACAUCACCGGCACCUUCACACCCUCCUCAUCCGGACUUUUCGACUUUGGCCUCAGCGUCCAGGGAACCGCGAAUUUAUACAUCGACAACGAGCUCAUCAUCGACAAUACAUCGCACCAAAAGAAAGCAGACAGUUUCUUCCGCAACGGCACCGUCGAAGAACACGGAAGCAUGGAUGUUGUCGCAGGGCAAACGUACCAAAUACUGUGUCGCUGGAAUUCACCUUCCAUAUCCGGCGCCUCCAGCAGCGGCAGCGACGACACAGCAUUUAAACCAGGGAACAUCCGUCUAGGGGGUUGCCACCGCCUCGACACUUCCACCGCCAUUGCAUCCGCCGCCCACCUCGCCUCCCAACCCCCCCAAACCAUCAUCCUCGCCGGCUUCGUCGGCGAAUGGGAAUCCGAAGGCAACGACCGCAAAGACAUGUCGCUUCCCCCUCACACGGACUCUCUCAUCACCGCCGUGCUUGCCGCAAACAGUAAAGCCGUUGUAGCCAUCAGUUCCGGCGGGCCUUACUCCAUGCCCUGGCUGUCUGACACAAAAGCGCUCCUGCAGGUCUGUUUCGAGAUCAGCGGGGUUGGUGUCGCGGUGGACGGGCAGGAACUGGUGGUUGAGUGCCAAGUUGAGAAUACGGGGGAGAGGGAGGGCAAGGAGACGGUGCAGGUUUAUGUGAAGAAUCGGGAGGCUAGUGUGAGGGGACCUGAGAAACAGUUGAGGGGGUUUAGUAAGCUGAGUGUGGGGAGGGGGGAGAAGAAGAAGGUGGAGGUCAGGAUGGGGCUUUGGGGUGCGACGGCGUGGCGGAGUGAGGAUAGGGGGAAGUGGGUGAGGGAGAAGGGGAGGUACGAUGUUUUGGUGGGAGUGUCGAGUAGAGGGGCAUUUGCGAAGGCGGAGUUUACGCUAGAUACUACGGAAGAGACGAUCAGUAGGUGA
Messenger RNA from Alternaria arbusti, 2250 nucleotides. RefSeq lists its product as uncharacterized. The transcript has 4 exons. Gene Ontology annotation, biological process: carbohydrate metabolic process. NCBI's taxonomy places the organism in Eukaryota, Fungi, Ascomycota, Dothideomycetes, Pleosporales, Pleosporaceae. Gene Ontology annotation, molecular function: hydrolase activity, hydrolyzing O-glycosyl compounds. The coding region runs from base 1 to 2250 and encodes 749 amino acids. The record is from RefSeq and is a predicted model, not a curated record.